GCCUCAUCCAUCUGCUCCUCCAUUGGCGCCAUGGCUUUGCGAAGAUCGGUGAUUUGUCGAAAAUGGAUCAAUGCCAUGCCGCGAGAUAUGAUCGCACCAUCAGCCUUGGUGAAUGCAGAUCGCCCCAACGAUGCCAUCAGGCAGUUCAAUGCCCUGCGGCGCAUGGCGCGUCAGAACGAUGCCAUUCAGAAGGCCGCGCGCAGCGUGCGCCGAGAGUUCCCGACGCACACCAGAACCAUCAAUCGGCAGAACCAGGUCUACUAUUCAAAGUGGCACUACAUGAAGUAUUGCACUCAAGUGAUCAAAUAUUCCUUGAGGAGAGGUUUACGCCUGCGCGACGAAAUCGAAGAUGAGGCAUCGGUGACCCAGAAACCAGUCUUCGAAAACAUCGAGCCAUCAUCCUUUGGUUCGGGACGCUUCAGUGAGCGGCAGUACCACAAGUUGCAAGACAGCUACAAAGCCGAGCAGAAACGACAGGACCAGCAGGUGGCGAAGGAGACGGCCUUCUCUGAGGAUGAGCUCCGCAACUUUCUGAGGCAGAAAAGGUCUUCGUCCGGUUGAACCCCGCGGAAACGACGACCCCGUUUCACCCACAAAACCAAGGAUGAUUUGAGG
Cladocopium goreaui is the source of this 615-nucleotide messenger RNA. The record is from the annotation of a GenBank genome assembly. Lineage: Eukaryota; Dinophyceae; Suessiales; Symbiodiniaceae.